GCCGCCGCGGUCCGCCUGGUCUGCCGGCCCCACGCUUCUCGCUUCUCCGCGAGCCGGCUGCUCGGUAGCCGCCACCGCUCAGGUCCGGAGGCUCGCGGCGUUCCGGGCUGUCGACAUGUCGAUGCUGGCUGAGCGUCGGAGGAAGCAGAAGUGGGCUGUGGAUCCAAGAAACACUGCCUGGAGCAAUGAUGAUUCCAAGUUUGGCCAGAGGAUGCUAGAAAAAAUGGGGUGGUCUAAAGGAAAGGGUUUAGGGGCUCAGGAGCAAGGAGCAACAGAUCAUAUUAAAGUUCAAGUUAAAAAUAACCACCUGGGACUUGGAGCUACAAUCAAUAAUGAAGAUAACUGGAUUGCUCAUCAGGAUGAUUUUAACCAGCUUUUGGCUGACCUGAACACUUGCCAUGGGCAGGAAACAACAGAUUCCUCAGACAACAAAGAGAAGAAAACUUUCAGCCUCGAAGAAAAGUCCAAAAUCUCCAAAAACCGUGUUCAUUAUAUGAAAUUCACAAAAGGGAAGGAUCUAUCAUGUCGGAGCAAAACAGAUCUUGACUGCAUUUUUGGAAAAAGACAGAGUAAGAAGACUCCUGAGGAUGAUUCCAGCCCUGCCACUCCAGAUGGGAACACAUCCUCCACUACAACGACCAGUGCCUUCACCAUCCAGGAGUACUUUGCCAAGCGGAUGGCAGAGCUAAAGAACAAGCCACAGGUCAUAGCAGCAGGGCCUGACUUUGCAGAGACCCAAAUGGAAAGAAAAAAGGGAAAGAAAAGAAAGAAAGAGGCAAAAGAUAGAAAAGUGGAGACUUACACCGUACCCAAGGCCAAGAAGAAGAGACACCAAGUUGAGUGGCAGCUUGGAGACCCUUGUUGGGACAAGAAUUCUGGUGUUUCUGCCAAAAAUGGAGAAGAUUGUGUGUGGCCACCUCAUGUCCAGGACAUUACCCUAAAGUCCAAGAAAAGAAGAGAAAAGAAAAAGCUACAAAACCAAGUUGAAGUAGCUGUGGACGCUACAUUACAUGACACACCUGUGAAGAAGAAGAAGAAAAAGAAGAAAGGUUCCGAAUAAAUUCUCUUGAGCUGGGGCCUUCCAGCCACUAAAGCUGUCGGGCCCUGUGUGCAAACCCUUUUGGAUUGAAGUCAGAGCAGAGUUCACCCGAGAGAGUUUGUGCACAUCUUUUGACAUGCCCGGGGGUUGCCGAGUCUUGCCCUCUUACCACAGUUUUCCUACCACAUCUCUGGAGAACUUUCUAAUGUCCCAAAUCAUGGCUCUCAUAAACAAAUAUAUUUCUUGUUAGACUGCAAGCCCUUCAGCAUGAGUGUUGAUUCAUUUGUAUAUGAAAGCAUCGUUAUGUGUGUAUGCACGUGUGUGUGUAGGUUUGUCAUAGUCUAUAUUUGCUCUUGAUUUCUUUCAGUAACAAUGAAUUGUGCUUCCUUCUCAAGGACUUAGUCUAAUUAAAGGAUUAAGAGGCAAUA
This is a messenger RNA of Nyctereutes procyonoides (raccoon dog), 1467 nucleotides long. It is a transcript of the gene PINX1, whose product is annotated as PIN2 (TERF1) interacting telomerase inhibitor 1. Bases 116 to 1060 code for a protein of 314 amino acids. Gene Ontology annotation, molecular function: telomerase inhibitor activity; nucleic acid binding. Gene Ontology annotation, biological process: regulation of ribosome biogenesis. Lineage: Eukaryota; Metazoa; Chordata; Mammalia; Carnivora; Canidae. Gene Ontology annotation, cellular component: nucleolus. The transcript has 7 exons. The record is from RefSeq and is a predicted model, not a curated record.